This is a messenger RNA of Epinephelus moara (kelp grouper), 5474 nucleotides long. Its product is annotated as zinc finger and BTB domain-containing protein 39. Lineage: Eukaryota; Metazoa; Chordata; Actinopteri; Perciformes; Serranidae. The record is from RefSeq and is a predicted model, not a curated record. Gene Ontology annotation, biological process: negative regulation of transcription by RNA polymerase II; regulation of immune system process; regulation of cytokine production. The transcript is spliced from 4 exons. Bases 165 to 2780 code for a protein of 871 amino acids. Gene Ontology annotation, molecular function: protein binding.
CGACGGUCGAUCAGAGGGGUUGUAAUAAUUUAUAAGAUUUACAGUCCGUGGACGAUCACCAGACUCCCUUUGAAAACAAAGAGAGGAGUAAUCGUCACCUGCAGACAUCUUUAUUAAUGAUUGGAUUGUAGCGCACCAGGACUGCAGCAGCAGCAGCAGCAGAGAUGAGGAUCCGGCUGCAGGGUCCCAGCCAUGCUGCCAGCCUUCUCGCUGAACUCAACAGCUGCCGCCAGUCACGUCGAUACUGCGAUGUGUUCCUGCAGGUUGGCAACCGCACAUUUGCAGCACACCGUGCGGUGCUGGCCUGUGCUGGGUCAUACUUCCGUAACCUGUUCGCCCGGGCUCCAUCCUCGUCCAGCGCUGCCUUCUCUCUGGAGUUCAUCUCCCCAGCCAACUUUGAGAAGGUGCUGACAUUUGUGUACACGGGGGAGAUCUUGACUGACCUCAUAGAUGUCGGGGUGCUGUAUGAGCUGGCAGAGAGGCUGGGCGUUAGUGAACUGGUGAGGGCCUGUCACGCCACCUUCCCAGACCUGCAGACUUCAGUGUCUGCAAACUGUAAAGCAGGCAGUCCUGGAGACCUCGCCCUGGACUCUAGCAUGGUUGCUGCUGCUGCUGCGUCCACAGUGGCUGCCGUUAGUGCAGCUUCUGUAUCUGCAUCAUCUGUGUGUUCCUCUGCCGCCUCCUGCUCCUCUCUGUCUUCACCAGCUGGUCCGUCUGCUGCCCCGACCCCUGCUGCCGCUCCCUCGCCUCUCUUCCAAGCCAGGGCAGCCAGGAUCAGCCGGGACACUCACAGUGUGGCUCUGUCUCUGGACCUGAAGGCAGAGGACAUGCAGUCUCAUAUCGGCUACGGGCAGAUGGCAGCAGAUCAUCAACUACAAGGAGGACACAGUCUUCUAGCCAACAGUCAUUCCAGUCAGAGUGAUGGCGUGCUGCCUCCGGGGCCUGUGCUGCAGCUGAAGACAGAGCAGGGGCUGGAAGACGAGGCCGAAGGCAGGUGUGAGGACAGAGACACAGAUGGACAAAUGGUUUCUGAGAGCGCGGGAAGCUCUCUGCCACAGAGCAGCAACGCUGCACAGUCUGUCUCCUGCUCCUUCCCUGACUCCUCAGCUCAACUCGGAGCCGAGGUGUGUGACCCAACGUCAUCCUCAGGAGAGCCUCUGGCCAGCCUGCAGGUGGGAUCAGUGGAGGGCAGCGUGGUGGACGUCCAGAGGGACGGCAGGCUGAUGUUUGCAGAGGUGGAAGCGGGAGUGAGUGAGGAGGAGAGGGAGGCUCUGAAAGGGAAUGGAGCAAUAGAGGGUACGGAGGAGGAGCAGUGGAGACAGCUGGCAGGUGAGAUCAUCGAGCUGAGCGACGAUGAGAACUUUAUGGAGGAAGGAGAUGAGGAGGAAGAUGAAGAUGACCUUGUGUACGUGGAGAAUGGAGAGGGAGGGAACUCAAGCAGCCAGGUGACGGGGAACACACUGUCAUGUAAAGCCUGCGCGGUGCCUCUGCCAGCAGACCCUGCCGCCAUCAGAAGACACGCUGAGACUCACCUGACGGAGCUGGGGAUCUGCAGACUGUGUGGAACCUCGUUCCCAGACCGCACCGCCGGUGUCACCCACUCCCUCUCCCACGUUGGGCUGCAGCUCUUCACCUGCGACAUGUGUCAGUUGCAGUUUUGUAGCCAAAACAAACUGCUGCGUCACCACCACCAGACAGCCUCCAGUUACACGAUACCACAGGGGGCGCUGACCAGCAGCGGCCAGGGGCCGAGCUCCGAGCUGCAGUGUGCAGUGUGCAACAAAACUCUCAGCAAGGACUUCCAGACGGUCAAAGACCACCUGCUGGGCCACGUGUGUCCUCAGAGCCUGAGCUGUGGUGUGUGUCACCUCCCCCAGCUGUCCCUGUGCUCCCUGCUGUGGCACGCCCUCGCCCACCUCUCUCUGCCCGUCUUCACCUGUCCGCACUGCGCCCGCUGCUUCGUAGAGCGCUCCCUGCUGGAUAGACAUAUGACUGUACACGCUGAGGAGGCGGCGGCUAAGGAGCGGGAGCGGUCGGCGCUGAGGGCCUACAGAGUCGGGGCGGAUGGAGUCGGGGGAGGUGGUAUGGCGGGAGUGGAGGAGUUGCAUUGCUUCCUGUGCCCACAGACUUUCCGCUCCUCCUCUGCCUUUCAGUACCACCUCAGCCUGCACACCAACGAGUCCCUGGGGGCCGGGGGAGGUGUCGGGAGUCCGAGCUGGUUGGGCAAACGUAAAGCUGACCAGUCUCUGGAGUGCCCACCGUCUUCCUCCUCUCCACGGGAAGUCGGUGGCCUUGUCAAAAUGAGCAGCCUAGGUUUGGGGCUGGGAAUGAGCUUCAGCAUACCAGAUAAGUUUUUCCAAGGGUCAAUGCACAACCUGCCCUCUGGGAUGUUGACCAAUGGGAGUUCAGUUCAGGACGGAGGAGUCGGGGCAGCAGGCGUCCGUGGGAAAUGGUACCGGUGUCGCUACUGUGGCAAACGCUUCGCACACUCAGGUGAGUUCACCUACCACCUGCGCAUCCACACCGGGGAGAAACCCUACCAGUGCAAAGUCUGCCUGCGCUUCUUCAGAGGCCGCUCCACCAUGAUCUGCCACCUGAAGACGCACGCCGGCGCCCUUAUGUACCGCUGCACCGUCUGCGGCCUUUACUUCUCCACGCUGAAGCUGGUGUCAUCGCACAUGGAGCUCCACAAGGACCACCUGCCCCCGGACUUCAACAUCGAGCAGACCUUCAUGUACAAUGAUCACUCUAAAGAACCGCUGCCCACUGUGGACGCCUGAUGUGUCGGCGUGGUGUUCCUCUCCUCGUCCCUUUUCCCUCUCUCUGACACUUCCUCUGUGUCUGGUUGUCGUGGACCACAAACUGUAUACAAUAGACUAGUAGGGCUGAAAAUAAUGAUUAUUUUUAUUAUUGAUUUUUUAAUGAAUUGAUUAAUCGUUUAGUCUGUAAAAUGCCUGAAAAAAAUUUAAAUGGUUGUCACUUUUGCUCUAAAUGUCAGGUGACAGCUUCAGAUUGUUUGUUUUAUUCCACGAACAGUCCAAAACCCAAAGAUAUUCACUUUAUGAUGAUAGAAAAAAAUGCAGCAAAUCAUCAUCUUUUCUUAGUAAAUGUCUUAAAUGAAAACUUCAGCUGCAAAAUGACAGUAUAUCAGUUACUCACCACGUUUCCUUGAAUUCAUGAAGAAGUCUUUUGUUUCCUCACAUGCCUCCUCAGUAAACGGAGAAUCCAAAAAAAGAACAUUCUUCAUGAAUUGACGUCAACAGAGACUGCAUUUAACAACAAAAAAACAACAUCAAAACAUCCAUUUACGAACUCCCACACAAUUUUUGUUGUAUAUCCCAAGUCUCAUAUAUCCAGUCUUAUGCUCAGCACUUCCCAAACAGAUGUAUUUCUGCUAAAACGUAAGAAUAUAAAUCACUUCUACCCACCAGUAGCCCACCCUGAGCUUACCUGGUCGUAUGUACAUGUCUUAAAUCAUAAUGUUUUGGAGAACUGAGCGUGCAACUGGAUAAAUGAGACUUGGAUCAUACUGCACGAGUUGUGUGAGAGUUUGUAAAUGAUGUUUUUAAAUGUGGACCGUUUACUUCAAUUCAUGAAGAACGUUUUUUGGAUUCUCCGUUCACCGUGGAGGCCUGAAGAAGAACUGUUUUCUUGCAGGUAUUCAAGGUAACAGCUGAAAUUCAUGGGGCACAGAUAUGAUGCGUCAGGUAGGCAGGGCGGAGCAGGGUUUUUUACCUGCUACACAGACUCGUCUCAGUAGCAUGUGGUUGCUGCCAGCUUUAUUGUGUGUGCAGUGAGUUUUCCAAGUGAUGAUGCAGUUGGGUCUGCUGGGAUUGGAAACAUAUAGGCCAGUGGUUCCAAACUGGUGGGUCAUGGGUCCUUUCUGAAUAGACCGUAAGUGACUCGCAAAUGUGUCAAAUUUGUAAAAUACAGUUUAUUUUGAAGUGCAGUGAAUUUUCGGCACAGAGCUUUUAUUUUGAAGUGCCAUUUCCUGCUGUAGAGUGAGGGACUUAUGGACAGCUACUUGACAGAGACAUCAAACUAGCUUUUUGACAACAUGGCCAAACGCAAGUAUGAAGCUUAAUAUAUUAAACUGUGUGGACCUUGAACUAAAGACUACGUAGAAAUCUGGACCCUGUGGCUGGAGCUGUUGGGAACCACUGAUAUAGGCUUUAUUAACUGGUGCUAAAUUAAUUAAAAGGAGUGUUUUAACUACAGGAUGCAUAUAUUUGAUUGAUUCAUUUUAAAGUGAAAUUUAAAACCACACACACGGUUGCUCUGCUGGUAUCAUUGCCUCUUGUACAAUGAGGUAUUUUUAAUGAUUUGUAGACAGGUUGUACAUGUUUUUUACACAGUUUUAUGUAGUUUUUACCUGUCGUAGAAAAAAAAAAAUAGACCAGCCGCGUACAUAUAACAAUGAGCAGUGGGGUGCACACAUGGACAAGCCUUUGUGUCCCAUGUAUUUCAGCUGUAACACGCAGUAAGUCAUUGAUAUACAAUUCAAUCCCAUUCUUUUUGAUUUCAUUUAUAAAGCUCAAUAUCAUAAAUCACAAUUUGCCUCAGAGGGCUUUACUGCGUACGACAUCCCUCUGUCUGUCUGUCUCAAAAAAUCCUUUAACGGUUAAAGACAUAUAUACACAAAUGGUCAUUUUCUGGGUGAAGUAUUCCUUCUUAUUCCUAAACCACAUUUUACUUUUCAAUCAGUCGACUAAUCGAUUAAUCAGCUCAGUAAUAGACUUAGACUUUUAGAUUGUAGUGGACAUCUUAUCUGUCAGAUGCCGUUCACUGAGUCGACCUGUUCGGAGGUUCGGCCUCUUUGAACUAAGAUAAAAAGAAGCCACUUGGUGGCAGUGUAUCCUGUUCUGUGUCAGUGAGAGAAGGGAAGCUGGUGGAUCGUUGACCAUGUCAUGCAGCGCUCUGCUCUGCCUAUAAUAUGUACUCUGAACAAGUCUGUAUCUUUACAACCUAAAUAUGACGAUAGGUUUUCAUGUCAGUGGUUGAUAAUUACACUGUUAUUAUUAAAGUAGCACCUCAUUGUAGCAUAGAAAUUAUUUUCCUAUAUUUGCAGUCACUAUUUUCACACUUUUUUAUGUCUUUUAAAGUUUAAUUCUUCACUUUACAAAUACAGCAUGACCAGCCACGUUAUGAAGUUCAUUUUGUUUCUCGUUGAGACAUAAAACAUGUUUUUAAUGUUGAGGAGGCGUCUUUAUGAAAGCUGUCUAUCUGCCAUUAGUCACAUGCUGUAUUCACUUGUUUAGAGCGUUUAAAGCAUGUCGUUCUGUAGAAAUAUUUAAGUGCCCAUCACGUCUGUGUGAUAUCUGUGGCUUACCUCAUAUUUAUGAUGACAUUGUAACUAUGUGUUAUUUUUUUAUGCCUUUAUACAUGCCAUUAUCUGUUUCUAAAGCUAUCUAUGAAUGUUGGCCUUUUUUUUAAAUUAUUGUUUUUGAAAAGAAUUAAAUAAACGCCUCUAGGAA